Messenger RNA from Humulus lupulus (European hop), 2170 nucleotides. RefSeq names its product transcription factor bHLH130-like. Gene Ontology annotation, biological process: regulation of transcription by RNA polymerase II. Gene Ontology annotation, cellular component: nucleus. The transcript is spliced from 6 exons. Gene Ontology annotation, molecular function: protein dimerization activity; DNA-binding transcription factor activity, RNA polymerase II-specific; RNA polymerase II cis-regulatory region sequence-specific DNA binding. The record is from RefSeq and is a predicted model, not a curated record. Bases 362 to 1540 code for a protein of 392 amino acids. Lineage: Eukaryota; Viridiplantae; Streptophyta; Magnoliopsida; Rosales; Cannabaceae.
AUUCAGAUGUGGAGUGGAGAAACACCGGGUGUUGGAUUCUAGUCUACUUUACUACUCUCCUACUAUUACUUCUCAAUCUCAAUUCCCCAAUUCCUCAACACAUACUAUAUAUAUAUAUAUACAUAUUUUUAAAAAUUAGACUAAAACUAAUAAACAAAAUCAAGCUUAAACUUCAUACUUGGUCUAUCGUGUCUCACUGACACACCUCUGUUAUCUUUUUCCCAAUUUUAUUUUCUUGAAACAAAGUCCAAGAGAGAUUCUAAGCUCAAUAAAUUGUUUGUUUCAGCUUGUGAACUUGUACUGUAUUUAUACACACGCGUUAAUAUAUAUAAUUAUAUUUUGGUGGAAGAGUGGUACUUCAAUGAGUCUUUUAUACAGUCCGAAUUUCAAGCGUUCAGAGGUAGAGAUGGGAAAGAACUACCCAGAAUUCAUGGAUUUAAGCUUCGAUCAAAUUCAACAACAGAGCUCUACUUUGACGCGUUAUUGCUCGGCUCCGGGCUCCUUUCUGUCGACCCUUAUGGAAAACAGUGGCAAUAAUGAUAACGAUGCUGUGGACGGUGGAUCUGAGGAGGAUUACCGUGAUCUCCGAUCCUCGAGUCCCGAAGUGGAGACCAUGUUAGAGAGAUUCAUUUCAGCUUGUAAUGAAUCUGACAACUCCGGAGAGAGAUCUUCAAUGAAGCAGGAGCCUAAGGACUACUCCAAAAGUUGUUCUGAAGCUCCACAAAUCCAUAGCAUACAUCGCCUGAAUUCAGUGGACUCUAAUUUGGAGAGCUCGUUUGGUGUUUUCAACUCUAAGGGAUUGGGAAAUUCGCUUCAACCUAAAAUGGGUCCUCCGAAUGAUAAUCGCUCAAAUCUUCUUCGGCAAAGUAGCUCUCCAGCUGGGUUCUUCUCCGCUCUAGCAUCUGAGAAUAGUUUUGAUGCGAUGAGAGGUGGCUCUAGAGUCGAUAGUCAGUUGAAUUUUUCAUCUGGGUCAGCUUCAUGCUCAAGGCGUAUGCCUCAGAUUUCUGAGAACCGGAGUGAGGAAGUGGGAAUAGAAAAUGGUAAUGAGUACAUCUCAAAUUUCCCAACGGAUUCUUGGGAUGAAUCAGCAUUCAGUGGCCUCAAAAGGUCCAGAGAUCACAAUGAUGUGAAGAUGUUUUCUACUUCAAGUGAAUUUGAAAUGGAGAGCACGGAAUUUGGAAACUGCAGCCGUGGUUUGACACAUCAUUUGAGCUUGCCAAAGACUUUUGAUAUGGCUCCUAGAGAAAAAGUUUUGCAUUUUCAGGGUUCUGUUCCUUGCAAAAUGCGAGCCAAGAGGGGCUAUGCUACUCAUCCUCGAAGCAUUGCAGAGAGGAAUAGAAGAACUCGGAUUAGUGAAAGAAUCAGGAGAUUGCAGGAUCUAUGCCCGAACAUGGAUAAGCAAACAAACACAGCAGAUAUGUUAGAGUUGGUGGUUGAUUAUAUUAAAGACCUGCAGAAAGAGGUUAAGACACUUUCAGACACAAAGGCCAAGUGUUCAUGUUCAAGCAAAAACAAGCAGUCAUCAAGUCCUUCUGCAUGAUUUGCUCCUGUACAGAGCCAGAACAAUAAUAACUAGUGAAGAUAUUGUUGGUGCAGAGAGAGGAGUCUGUAAGUUGUCAGCUAGGUGUAGAUUACUUGGGCUCGCUCCUUAUCAAAUUUUCAUAAAAAAGAAUAGUAAAUUCGUAUUCAGAUGGGAGAGUUUCUAUAUGCUUUCCUGGGGGGGGGGGGGGGGUUUCAUGAUAUAAACUGUUAUAGCUAGUUGGUUUGCGCUAUUUGUUCACAUUGCCUCCCCACUACAAUUGCAUAAUUCUACUAGCCAAGCUUUUGCCCUUGUUUAUAACUCCCAACCUUAAUUCCAAGUCGAAUAUCAGCCUUGAUGCGAUGUUGAGUUGCAGGAGGAAAGAAAUCAUGCCAAAGAAUUUAGUCUGUAUUGGUUAAAGAUUCGUUAACAUGAUAUUCUAUUGUAAAAUGGUAAUAAUUUUUUAUGCAUAAUUAGAAGUAUUUGUAAUGGAGAGUAUUUCUUAAUGACGUACAUAUGGUUGCGGAACUCUUGUUCUUUUAGGGGGCCUAUAUUUCUGUACUGGAUACCUUUUGCAUAUUCUAUUAUCGCUGAGAAUUCCUAUAAUAAGUAUCAUCUGAAAUGAAUUGGUUGGAACAAAUUGUGACCUUA